Aphanomyces invadans is the source of this 3185-nucleotide messenger RNA. RefSeq lists its product as hypothetical. Bases 32 to 3154 code for a protein of 1040 amino acids. The transcript is spliced from 7 exons. The record is from RefSeq and is a predicted model, not a curated record. NCBI's taxonomy places the organism in Eukaryota, Oomycota, Saprolegniomycetes, Saprolegniales, Verrucalvaceae.
GGCCUGUGUACCGAAUCCCAACUCACGCGUCAUGCUCGCCUGCUAUCGGCGCAGCCAGGCAGGAGGGGGCGGCACCGGGGCCAUCCCUGCCGACCAACGGCAAGAGGACUUGAUUCGCCUCGAGCUUGCACGCAAGCGCAAUACGAAAACAACGUCGACGGAAGCCAAGCUCACGUCGCGAAGCCUCCGCCGAUCGGGCCGCCAGUCCACGCAACAGCGGCACCACGCGGUCUUGCUGGAGUCGGCGAACCGAACGCGGAUCGAAGCGAUCGUGGCGCGGGUGUCGGCCGUGGUGGCUACCGCACCGUUUUCGACCGAAUUCAGCCAUGACGACAAGGAGUUUGUGCUCAACUGGGUCGACGAAGUCGACUUGAUACUGACGGCGUUCAUCCCGUGCACCGAUCCGAGGCGGGACCCUCUCGGACGCAUGGUGGACAAACUGUCAUGGCUACAGCACUCGUACACGUGCCUGGCCGAAGCUGGCGUCGACGCCAAGGCGCUGAUCGCGUCGUGGGAGCGGGACGGCGUGCUGGAUUCGGACAGCAGUGACGACAACGACGACGGCGGCCAUCCCAUCGAGCAAAUCUCUUUCGACGACAUGGAAGCAGGCGCGGAGUUUGCCCGCAAGGAGCGCCUUGUGCGGCGAAAGGCUGCCGCGCGGAUCAUCCGCCGCAACGUCCAGAACGGGCCACCGACAAGCCACUGGAGCAAGCGCGUCGAGGAGUUUCGAUUGUUUGGCAACACGUUUUACAAAGACAUCGACACGCCUCUCGUCAAGACGCAGACGCUCAAGUUGUUCACGGACGAAGCCAAGGCGGUCACCGUGACGCUCGAUCUUGCCAAGCAGAGCGAGGCGGCACGGCAGAUGCGGUUGACCCAUGUCAUGCACCUCGCCCAGCACGUGGCGACAUUUAAAGUGGACGACGCGAUUCGACACGUUGCGAUCGCCAUGCAAAAACGAAAGCUGCUCGAAAACCGGUGCGCCGUCAAGCUCCAGCUCAAGUGGCGCGCGUACAAGGCCACCAAGGCCAAGAUGAUGGUGCUCGUGGAAGAGCUACGGCGGCGGAAGAAGCCGGCGUCGACCAAGGUCACCAUGGCCAAGACAAAAGCGCCCUCGAACUCGCAUCGGGCGAUGGCCUCGCCACGGAACAACACCCCCGAGUCCACCCCAACGCCACGGAACAAGACCCCCGAGCUCGAGUCUGCGCCACGGCGACCGAGCCCACCGUCUGCCACCGCAGUCGAGGGCAAGUCGCAGAGCCCGCCCCCCGCCCAACUCGACAAACCACUCGCCCAUCCCCCCUUAAACAAGCCGAAAACCCCCGACAAGCCGUCAACGACGUCCACACGAAAGCGCCCGACCUAUGCCGCACUGGACCCUGCACCGCCUGCGCAGACAAUACAGCCGCAAAUGCCUGAAGCCCCCAAGACGCAGCAGGAAGCGGAGCCGCCUCGCCUGACGACGCACGUCUCACCGCCGGCGCUCAAAAGCUCACCUGUGCGAGUGUCGGGGCGGAAAGGCAGCAUCCUUGGCUCCCUGGUCACUUCUCUCGCUGACGAGAAGCGGCUCUUGGACAUGCAAAACAGGAUGGACAUUGCUUGCGUCGACACCGAGCCGGGGGGGACCGCCGAUGACCACGACAAGCCUUCGCCAGAGAUCCAAGUCGAUGGUACGCUUCGAAGCGACGAGGCGGGCAGCGCUCUGUCCCGAGGGGGCAUGGACGUAUCGUCGGCGGCAAGUUCGACGCCACAACGCCUUAGUGUUCGCCGCCGGAAAAGCAGCGUCUUGAUCGCAAGAUCCUUCGCGCCGUCGUUGGAUGCUUCCUCGAGCGCGGACGCCGCCGUGAGUGGGGCAGGUUCCGUUCAGGUGGUGGAUGCUGCUGCAGGCGGUAAUGUUGCUUCGAUGGCUUUGAACAAAGAAGUGGACGAAGGAGGAGGAGGAGGCAGCGACAGGGUAGUUCAAACGGAAGAGAUGUUUGCCGGGGAUGGACAAGAGGAUGGCGUUCCAGACGAAGAGAGCAUCCGCGCGCUGAUGGCUGCAUGGGCCAUGGACAGCGACCAACUCAACAUGAGCGAAGACGACGAGUACCAACGACGGCUCGAGGCCAAGCUCAAGUCACGACGGGCGCUGAAAAAGUCGGCUUUGAUGGUCGUCUUAGCGAAUUCGAUGCGAAAGGUGAAAGCGCGCGCGGUCACACCCCCAGUCGACGGCAGCGGGGAUCGCAGCAAUUGCACUUCGUCGGGCAGCAGCAGCAGCGACGACAAUGACGACGACGCGGGUGCGACGGACGGGGUGGAGCUCCAGCGCCGUUGCUUUCAACGGUAUCGCAAUACAACAUCGACAAGUCGGCUCUGUUCGUUUGGGGGGGUUCGACUGCUGCGCCUACAAACGACUGCCGCACAUGCCGACAUCACGUGCGAGUGUGCUCCAUUUUCCGAAGACGAAUCGCGGCAGCCCACGCCUGCGCCGACGACUCCCUUCGUCGUCCCCGACCUUCCUCCUGACGGGCUUCCUGGCGCCCCAUCUAGCCCCUGCACGUCGCCCACGUCCCCGUCCAAGUCGCCUCCUCGAGUUGGAAUCACUGGUGGCUCGCCCCAUUCGAAUUUGGACGCGGUCUUGUCGCUGCCUCGGCUACCAGAGCCCGCCCCGCCACCCAUGAUCUCCACUACCAGACGGAAACCGACCGGUAUGCCUGCUGUGGCCUCGACGACCACGCUGGCGUUGCCAAUUUGUUGGAAGGGCUCGAGUCAUCGCGACAGAACGGCCGCGACGAAUCUCGACCACCGGCCGGGCCGAUCCAUUCUUCGCCCAACGACGAAAGCCACUAUCGCGCGACGAAAUCAGCGCAGGUCAUGCAUGUGGUCGAAAGCCCGCGGCCGCGCCUCGCCACACAAUCCGUCGCGCCUGACAAAUGUGCUGCCGUCGAGCCAGUUUGUCGAUGCCCUGCCAUCGAGAGCCACUGACUCGACAACGAUACCUCCCACCGCCAAGCCCCCCUUGCCCCACAAAUCCCCCACGGAAGGCGCCGAGCCCGCCGCCGCCGCCCCACCGGGCUCUCGUGCGCCGAACGAUCCAUUCGAAGCUGCCAUGGCGGCGUACAUUGGCAUGCUGUACGCAUCGUCGCCGAUGGCGACGCCGUUAUUGCACAAGUAAUACGACGAAUUCAUUGUGGUGGCGGUCCUGU